Molecule: messenger RNA, 1742 nt
Organism: Drosophila innubila
Lineage: Eukaryota; Metazoa; Arthropoda; Insecta; Diptera; Drosophilidae
Product: pickpocket protein 19
Exons: 5
Coding region: 1-1710 (569 amino acids)
Biological process (GO): sodium ion transmembrane transport
Cellular component (GO): membrane
Molecular function (GO): ligand-gated sodium channel activity
Source: RefSeq, a predicted model, not a curated record
AUGACUCUGGCUCAUUAUCCUACGGCACGGCCAGAAUUGAAGCCCCGAUUAUUGCCUCGUCGCUAUCAGCUGUUGGGUCAGAUGGGUGACGCCGCCUGGCAGCUGGCUUUGAGGUUUGGCAAGCGAACAACGAUCCAUGGAUUGGACAGACUGCUGGCGUCACGUGCCAGUCGCUGGGAACGCUUCAUCUGGCUGUGUACUUUUGUUAGUGCCUUUUUGGGAGCCGUCUAUGUGUGCCUGAUACUUUCGCAACGGUAUAAUGAUGGCAACUUUCAGACCGUGGUGGACAGCACGCGAUAUCCGGUUUAUCGCAUUGCAUAUCCGGUUGUCACCAUAUGCAAUCGCAAUCGUCUCAAUUGGCAGCGUUUGGAGCUGGCCAAAAGCCGUUUCAUGGCCAAUGUCAGCGAUGCAUUGCAGUUGCAAUUAUUUGAGAGGAUUAUCGGCAGCUAUGAUGACAUGUCAUUUGGCCACUUUCAGUCCUUUGACCGACUGCGAAAUGAGCCCACACAGCAGCUGAGUCACAUCAACUUCAGUCUCGUCUACGACUUUAUGACCUGGACCUGUGACGAGCUGUUGACCGACUGCAAGUGGCGUCAUUAUCCCUACAACUGCUGUGAGAUCUUCUCGAAGCGACGCAGCAAGAACGGUUUGUGCUGGGCCUUCAACUCCCUGGAGACCGUCGAGGGCAAACGCAUGCACCUCCUCGAUCCCAUGUGGCCCUGGCGAACCGGUUCUGCUGGACCAAUGAGUGCGCUCUUCGUACGCGUUCUCAUACAUCCGCAGAAACACUGUCCGGACGGGCAUAAUGAUAAAGGCAUCGAGGUCAUGCUCACCGAGCCAUAUGUCUGGCACAAUAGUCCAUAUAGCGUGCCAGCCAACACACAAACAUCGAUUGAAAUCGAACCCACAAUCUACUUUUACGAUAACGAUACACGAUCUGUGAGCUCCGAUCAGCGUCAAUGUGUCUUUGAUGAUGAGCACAACAGUCGCGAUUUCAAGUCACUGCUGGGCUACAUUUACAUGAUUGAGAAUUGCCAAUCGGAGUGCCAUCAGGAGUACUUGGUUCGCUACUGUAAUUGCACAAUGGACUUGCUUUUUCCGCCGGGCCAGUAUCGUUCCUGCCGUUCUCAGGAUUUACUCUGCCUGGCGGAAAACAAUGAUAGACUACUCUACUCACAUCAGCCAGGAGAGGAGCAUUUUGUGCGUAACAAUUAUGAGGGCAUGGUAUGUAAGUGUUUUCGCAACUGUUACUCCCUGAACUAUGUGAACGAUGUGCGACCAUCAUUUCUGCCGCCGGAAGUGGUUGGCAAUUCAUCAUUUGUGGACUUGGAUGUGCAUUUCCGCUUUGAAACCCUUAUGGUCUAUCGCACCAGCUUGGUAUUUGGAUGGGUCGACUUAAUGGUCAGCUUUGGUGGCAUUGCUGGACUUUUUCUGGGCUGCUCGCUCAUUAGCGGCAUGGAACUGGCCUAUUUCCUAUGCAUCGAAGUGCCGGCCUUUGGCAUGAAGGGACUGAGUCAGCGAUUGCGUGGUAUGCGUAGAAUGGACAUAGAGGUGACCACGCCCACAUUGAAGAUACGACAGAAUAUGUCCACUCAGCUGGAGCAUUAUAUAAUGCAAUUCAAGGCUGAGCAAGGGCCGCAGAAGGCAACGGCCCAAUUUAAAAGGUGGCAACGCCAAACGUUCGCCCAUAAACAUGUUAUUAGCAAAUGAAUAAUGUGCACAAAUAAAAUAUGUAUUUGCGG